UCUAUGACUUGUGAAGUAAGAACACAGACAAAAGACACUGAAGCGCAAGUAGCACAACAGAGCUAUCGCACUCUUCCACGGGAAAGCGGGGCGUGCUUCACCCACCCCCAUGUCCCGCGAUGCCGCGGGCUCCGCCCCACAGGAGGCGGAGCCUAGCGCACCUUCCGGAUUGCAGGCGGAAGUAGACGAAUUUGAAUCUUGUGGACCGUUGGAUGGGGCUGUUCGCGGUCGGCUUUGCGGCUCCGCGAAAGAAGGGAAAAGUGACACGACCGUUCUGGAACUUCUGCCCAGCGUGCCUUGUAAAAUGAAUGAAAAUAAACCUGGUGCCUCACAAAAUCUCGCUUGUGUUUUUUGUCGAAAAAAUGAUGACUGUCCUAAUAAAUAUGGAGAAAAGAAAACUAAUGAGAAAUGGAAUCUCACUGUACAUUACUAUUGUUUGUUGAUGUCAAGUGGAAUUUGGCAGAGAGGUAAAGAAGAAGAAGGAGUUUACGGUUUUUUAAUAGAAGACAUCAGAAAAGAAGUGAACAGGGCUUCUAAACUGAAAUGCUGUAUUUGCAAGAAGACUGGUGCUUCAAUCGGAUGUGUUACACCCCGAUGUAAACGAAGUUAUCAUUUCCCAUGUGGACUUCAGAGAGAAUGUAUUUUCCAAUUUACUGGCAAUUUUGCGUCAUUUUGUUGGAAGCAUCGACCUGUUCAAAUAAUUACAUCUAAUAAUUAUAGAGACUCCUUACCAUGUACCAUUUGUUUGGAAUAUCUUGAGCCUGUUCCAACUUACAACAUAUUACGAAGUCCUUGUUGUAAGAAUGCUUGGUUUCAUAGAGACUGUUUACAGGUUCAAGCAAUAAAUGCAGGAGUGUUUUUCUUUAGAUGCACAAUAUGCAAUAAUAGUGAUAUAUUUCAGAAAGAGAUGCUAAGAAUGGGAAUUCAUAUUCCUGAAAAAGAUGCAUCUUGGGAAUUAGAGGAAAAUGCUUAUCAAGAACUUCUGCAGCACUAUGAGCAUUGUGAUGUCCGAAGAUGUCGUUGCAAAGAAGGGCGAGACUAUAAUGCACCUGAUAGCAAAUGGGAAAUAAAGCGCUGUCAGUGUUGUGGUUCUAGCGGAACACAUUUAGCUUGUUCCUCGUUACGAUCAUGGGAACAAAAUUGGGAGUGUUUGGAAUGUAGAGGUAUUCUCUACAAUUCAGAGGAUUUCCAAAAAGCCAAAAAGCAUACAUUACCCAACACUAAUAGUGUGGGAAUAACUGAUUGUUUGUUGGAAGAAUCAUCACCUAAAUUACCCAGACAGUCACCUGGAGCCCAGCAUAAAGAUCUUCUGAGGCAAGGCAAUAAAUUUAGAAAAGAAGUUUCAACAAUAAUGGUGGAAUUAGGUUUUCAAAUUAAAAAAAAAACUAAAAGAUUAUGGAUUAAUAAAGCCAAUGUCUGGAAUAGUGCCUUAGAUGGAUUCAGAAAUCAAAACUUUAAUCCUUCAUACACAAUUGAAGUAGCAUAUGUCGAUGAAAAUGAUAACUUUGGAAGAGAGCAUCCUGGAUCAAAGCAAGAAUUCCUAAGUCUCUUAAUGCAACAUCUUGAGAAUUCACCAAUAUUUGAAGGGUCCUUGUCAAAGAAUUUGUCUCUAAAUUCUCAAGCUCUGAAAGAGAAUCUUUACUAUGAAGCUGGCAAAAUCCUUGCCAUUUCUUUGGUCCAUGGUGGUCCUUCACCUGGUUUCUUUUCUAAAACCUUGUAUAACUGCCUUGUUUAUGGACCAGAAAAUACCCAACCAAUUUUAGAUGAUGUUUCAGACUUUGACGUGGCACAAAUUAUAAUCAGGGUAAAUACUGCAACAAAUGUGGCUGACUUAAACUCAGUAGUAAAUGAAUGCUAUAACUACCUAGAGCUUAUUGGAUGUUUAAGACUUAUAACUUCAUUAAGUGAUAAAUAUAUGUUGGCAAAAGACAUACUAGUUUAUCAUGUAAUUAAGAGAGUCCAAGCACCCUUUGAAAGUUUUAAGCAGGGUCUGAAAACUCUUGGUGUUUUGGAGAAAAUUCAGACUUACCCAGAAGCCUUUUAUAACAUCUUCUGUCAUAAACCUGAGAAUCUUACUGCAAAAAUCCUUAGUGAUCUUUUUACAGUACGCACAUUAUCUGAUGUACAGGCUUUGGGAUUUUGGAACAGUUAUCUACAGGCUGUUGAGGAUGGUAAAUCUGCAGUGACAAUGGAAGAUAUUCUUAUUUUUGCAACUGGUUGCAGUUCCAUUCCACCUGCAGGAUUUAAACCCACUCCUUCAAUUGAGUGCCUUCAUAUGGAUUUUCCUGUUGGGAACAAGUGUAAUAACUGUUUAGCUCUUCCAAUCACCAAUACAUACCAAGAAUUUCAAGAAAAUAUGGACUUUGCCAUAAGAAACACCCUAAGACUAGAAAAGGAAGGAAGUUCUCACUACAUUGGACAUUAAAAUGUUUUGAACAAAGAAAUGCUUCUUGAAAAGCUGCUAUUGAUACUUUUUGUUUCAGAAAUCUGUCCAUUAUUUGAACAAACUUGUUAGCUUCUUGGCCCAAUAAAAUUUAUAUGAACAUAUGAACAAGGAAUGUUUUGGCCACUUAAGCUAAAAAAUUUUUUGUUAACGUGUACCAGUCAAAAUUGAUGAUAUUUUUCUAUUUUCUUAAUAUACAUGCAUCAUAAACUUUAAUAUAAAUAGUUUUAAAACAGCUGUACAGACUUUUUUCAAGUAUAAUAACCUGAGAUAUAUAUAUAUAAAAGAAAAAAACUUGUAUUCACUGUUUCUGCAAAUAAGGAUUAGCUAUAGGAUACCACAAUGAUUUUUCUAGUUUUAUAUAAUUUUCAAAUUAUUAUUUUAUUUUAAAGCAUUAAAUAGAAAAGCAAAUUGAUAAAUCGUGUUAUAUAAAUCAAAGGCAUAUAUUCUGGGGUAUGUGUUAUAAAUAUUUUUCCUAGGAUGGCACUGAAUUGGUUAAAAAUGUUUUAGAUUACUGAUUUAUAUUGAAACAGACCCACACUGCAAUUAGACUAUGCCUAAUGGGAAGUAUUAUGAAAAAGCAGAAUUGCACAAAUAUUGUAGAACCUAUGGACAUUCCAUAGUCUUAAGAACCCUUCUGAGGUGGAUAAAAUAUAUUUGAAAAUAACUUAAAAAGUGUUUAAAGGCUUGGCUUUGAUCAUAGGAUUUUCUUUUUUUCUCUAUAGCCCAUGUGUGGUAUUAAAACCACAUUAUGUCUGAUUCAGAAUCAUUUGGGGUGUGUCAUUUAUCUUUGUGGAUUACCAUGACUCUUUGACAGUUAUUUAUUAUCAAGUUGGUUGUAUGAUAGGUAAGCUGGUAACAUUGCAUUAUAUAUUACCUUCUUUGCUCUUGAAAGAUAUCUUUAUUAUAUAAGCAAUGGAAAAAUGUGUAAGAAAGAAGUACAAACAGAAUGAAAAACCCACUCUAAUCUCACAGUGCAGAAUUAACUAGUAUGUUUCAUUUAUUCUUACUAUAAACUAUUUUCCUUUCCUUUUAAACUUUAUUGUUAUUGAAAGUCAAAGAAUACCUUAAAGUAACAAGAAAUCAUGUAAUAACAAUUUGAAAACAGAUAGUCCCAUAGUUAUGUCCCCAUGUUUAUAUUCUUGCAAAAGGAGAAAGUGGAAAAGUUUUAUGUUCCUAAUCUAUUAUCAAACAUAAAUUCGUUUUCCACCAAAGUAAAUUUAAAUUGCAUGAGAGUUAAAUCAUUAUGAGAGGUUGGUUUUAACCACAUUUUUUUAUAUACAAAAGCAGUUAUCAACUAUCAUCAUAUUCUCAUCCUUCCCAAGACAUCCUUAAAUUAUUGAUAUUUUCAAAGAAAAACAACAGGAUUGAUUUGAUACUGGUGAUGUAACUCUUUAAUACCAAAGGAAAGCUAAAACAUAUUCCUAGUAUAAUUUUCCUUGUUACAUUUAUUGGCAGACCCAGCAAAUUAAAGUUUCAUUUUGACUUGAAGUUUUUAAGAACAUUAUAGAAGGCAUUUGUCUUAUAUUGUGUUAUUAUUGUUGUUGUUGUUGUUGUUUAGAUUUUAUUUAUUUAUUUGACAGAGAGACGGCAAGAGAGGGAAUACAAGGAGGGAGAGUGGGAGAGAAGAAGCAGACUUCCCUCUGAGCAGGGAGCCCAAUGUGGGGCCUAAUUCCAGGACCCUGGGAUCAUGACCUGAGCCAAAGGCAGACGCUUAACAACUGAGCCACCUGGGUGCCCCUGUCUUAUAUUGAAUUGUUAGAUCAUCAAAAGUAAUUCAAGGAUUGUUUAAGAGUUUGAAUAUCUAAACUUCAAAUUUGCCAUAUAGCUUUUAUUCCAAAUGUGAUAAAUUGGAUAUUUCUCAACCGUACCCAGUUUUUAUAAAAUUUAAAAAGCCAUUAAACAAAUAGAAACCAAAAAUCUAAUUAAAGCUAUUUUCUAUCAUUUGUAGUUUUAAUUUUUCCUACAGUGGUAAUUAAAAUUAAUGAACAUUCACACAGAUUUUGGGUGGGGUGGGUUGGUAGGGAAGCGAUGUGCUUGGGUUGACUAUGAUUAAAAAAACAGUAUUUCAGUUCCUCAUUUCACUAUUUUAUGUGUAGACAGGGCCUUUGGGAUAUGGUGUGAUGUAAAUAAUUUCAUAUAUUCACAUUUCUAAAGGGAUGCAUACUCAUUGCAAAGCAUUUUCUAUGUUUAAGGAUGUUCCAUUAGUUUGAGUUUUAAGUUAGUCUGUAUAGUCAAGGCGUAAUAGAGAAUCCUGUAGGUUAUUUAUUUUUCUGCGUGUUACUAUGUCACAUGGUUGAUAUUGUGAUGUUCUUUUUCUGUUCAUUGUUCUAGCCAGUAGACAACUCUUGCUGACAUUGAUUUUUAAAAGUAAUUAUGCUAUAAACCCUUAUAAAUGUGUAUUUGUAUUUAACUACUUCAUUCGUCUAAAUGCCAUAUAUUUCAAGUGUGUUUUCUAUACUCAAUAUUGGGGAAAACCAUAAAGUCAUCUAUUGUAUAUCUACUAUUAACAGUCUUUGAUUAGUUUUAAAUUCAUUGUUUUUAGACACUUUUUAAACCUUUUGGUAUGGGAAGUUCAUCUGAAGACCUUUUUAUACAAUUCUUUACUAUUCUUGUAGUCAUUUUAAUUUUUUAGUAUUUAAGGUUAAAGUUUCUUUAAAAUAUCUCAUCAGAAACUGGGUUAUGUUUUUACACAUUGUAAUAUUUAAUUUCUACAUUAUGAAUAAGCCAUUAUUUGGGUCAAGUAAAAAGCCUUCAUUUGAUUACUAAUCUGAGAAUUCACUUUGGCUUCUACUUUAUGCCAAACUUGUAAUAAUUCUUUCCCUAAAUUUGUGGAAGCUAUUGUACUCAGUGAUGAAUGCAAAGUGAAGGAGAUUAUAAUAGGUAAGUUUUCUCCAUGACUUUGCCUUUAGUAUUUAGUCAUUGUAAGAAAGUGAUUAGAACAAAAUUCCAUUUAAAUGUAAUUCUUUUAUAUAAGGAUUAUCACUUUCUUCAUUGUUAGUUUUACAAGAAGCUAUUAAAUUACUGUUUAUGCUUUAAGUAAUGCAAUAAAAAGCUUUAUGCUUUAAGUAAUUCAGUACAAAGUAGAACUUCACAUUGUAUAAUGGAUUACUUGAAUGUAUAUGUAGUUCAGAAAAAUUUGGAUUGCUUUGAAAAGACCCAGUUUUCAAGUUCUAAUUUUGACUGUUAAUCUUUUCCAAUUGCCAAACAUAUUCCAUCCUAUACCUGCUGUAUACCAGGUAUUAUGCUAGGUGAUAGUUGAUGUGGCAGCCUAUUCCUCCCUCCCCUUUUUUUGACUUCAGAUGUAACCAGAAAACAUGAUACUGAUAAUGACAUUCCUAAAUAAAUAUGUUCAUGCUACUAAAUGUGAAGUGCUUAUAUGAACUAUUUUAAAUAACUUGUUAGGAUUUUAAGAUUCUGACAAUGCUAAAUAGAUACAAGAUCUUUUUCAUAUUUGAGAGAUCCUGUAAGCAGUUGUUGACUGACACCCCAGAACCUCUCUUUAAUGAGCCAUAUUGAGACAUUCUGUGUUAAAACUAUUCCCUAAUGUAAAAUAAGUUUACCAGAAUAAAUUAUUUAAGCCAAAAAUCUGGAUAGGUAGAGCCAGUUAGUUAAAAGUCUACAGUAAAUUAGGUUAACACCUUGAAGCCAUAGUUUGAUUCUUGCUGAUUCUAAGAAUGCAUGACAAAUUCCUUUCUCAGUCUCAGCCUUACAGGGUCUAUUUGUCUACUGCCACCAUUUUGUGGGGUAUAUUUUUUUAUAAGUUUUUUUGUCCACUCUAUGUGCACACCUUAGUCAAAACAGUUUUUAUUAUUUCAUAUGUAUAUACUGUAUAUAAAUGUUAAACAUUGUCUUAAUGUUUUAUAUUAAUAUGACUCAGUCUAGGGAAGAAGUCUGUGAUAGAACUGAAAUGGUUAGCUGAUAGAUUUGCAUUUGAAAGUGAAAGUACCCAAAUCAACAAGAUUGGGCUCUCACAUAUUGGAAUAAGAUAAAUGUAUGUUUUACAUUCCAUGAGAACAAGCAAUGAAGUAGAAUUUUUCCCUAGGGCAGGAAUUGUCAUUUGUUUAAUUACAGUACACUUAGAUCAUUGGUGUUUCCUUCAAAAUAGUGCUUCAAAGUAACACUGAAUAAAAAAUAUUUUCUUGGUGAAUAUGCCAGUUAGCUGUAAAAAUGAGAGAUGAUGAAACUCUUAAAGGUAAAGAAUGUAGGUUCAUAAUCAUUUGUCAACCUAUUUUUCCCACCCACCAGCCCCUGGUAGCCACUCUUGGUCUAUUUACAUGAAUUUGGAGUUUUUUGGUUUUUGUUAUUUUUUAGUUCAUUUGAUGUAAUGAUAACUUUUCAACUGUAAGAUGAAUAUGGUCUGAGACAUAAUAUAUAGUAUGGUGACUACGGUUGAUAACUAUUGUAUAACUGAAAUUUGCUGAGUAGGUUUUAAAUAUUUUCACCAAAAUAAACGAAGAUGAAUAUUUGAGGUAAUGGAUGUGAUGACUAGAUGGAGGGAAUCCUUUCAUAGUGUUGUAAUUCUAUUAAAUCAUAGCUAUGUAAACUA
This is a messenger RNA of Lutra lutra (Eurasian river otter), 6992 nucleotides long. It is a transcript of the gene G2E3, whose product is annotated as G2/M-phase specific E3 ubiquitin protein ligase. The coding region runs from base 110 to 2425 and encodes 771 amino acids. The transcript has 16 exons. The record is from RefSeq and is a predicted model, not a curated record. Gene Ontology annotation, cellular component: nucleus. Gene Ontology annotation, molecular function: ubiquitin-protein transferase activity. NCBI's taxonomy places the organism in Eukaryota, Metazoa, Chordata, Mammalia, Carnivora, Mustelidae.